Scophthalmus maximus (turbot) is the source of this 1720-nucleotide messenger RNA. Its product is annotated as transmembrane protein 182-like. Bases 1 to 960 code for a protein of 319 amino acids. Gene Ontology annotation, cellular component: membrane. The record is from RefSeq and is a predicted model, not a curated record. The transcript is spliced from 5 exons. Lineage: Eukaryota; Metazoa; Chordata; Actinopteri; Pleuronectiformes; Scophthalmidae.
AUGAUGCAAACAUUUAUUUUCAUUCAGCUACUACAUGCGCCCGAUUGGUCCGCGUGGAAGGGGAAACACUGGACCAGAGUAAAUCCGAAUGUAUUUGAACAUGAAAGCAAAGACGGACGGUGUAAAGAAAGAGGGAGACCGACUUUUAACAAGAAGAAAGCCCCAGAGAGAUCAACAGACGGAGACAUGUCCCGUGCGGAAAAGAAGACGCUGCUCCUCUUCUUGGCUUUGUUCUUUGGGGCUGUGGGAUUUCUGCUCGUGCUGUUCUGCUGCGGGACGGAGUACUGGCUGCUGGCUGUCGAGUCCUGCCGCCGGCCGGAGGACAGGCAUGGGAAGGCGGGAGACGGGGUGAGGCUCUUUCACCAAGGUCUCUUUUGGCGGUGCUCCUUCGCGGUCACUUCCCAUGAGUACUCCACGUGGGACCUUUGGAUCUCAAAUCAGCCCUCAUCAAAGAUUUGCCAGGCCGCUUUCCUCUUCCCGUUUCCUGUUCACGAGCCAGCGAGAACACGGGCGGACACACACCGUUUACCCGAAGAGCUCUUUGAGCAUCACUCUGCCAUUGUUUUCAGGACCUUCUGGAGCAUCUUUCUCGUCUCGGGUGUGGCCGCUGUCGUCACUGGUGCGUUUGUCCUCAUCUGCGCCUGCCCACUGACCAAUCACAAACUUUUUAAAGUGGGUGGGGCCCUUCAGCUUUGUGGCGGCCUGUGUCUGCUGGCGGUGGUGCUGAUGUAUCUGAUGUGGGUCCAGGUCCUGGACACUCUGGAGCAGUUUGCCCUCCGCCGCAGUCUCUCCAGCUGCCCCUCCUUCCAUCUCCACGUCCAGCACGGCCCCUCCUUCCUCCUGGCUCCGGCGGCCAUCUUCUUCUGCCUGCUGGCCGGCCUGCUCUCCGUCCUGGCUGGGCGGAUGAUUCAGCGGGACGAGACGAAAGAGGAAAUUCCUGAACGUGAAACGUCCCUCUAAACUGUAGACGAUCCACUCUUAAUAUCAUCUUUUUUAAAUUUACAGCAGGACCAAAGUAGGUGGAGUUAAGAACCACCGCUGACGGAAACUGAUCGCCGCACAUCGUCAGAUUGACAGGGGUCACUCAGUGAUGACCAGGGAUCAAGACCAAAUCCACAAAUGUGGAUCUUUCCGUUCGGUGAAGAUAAUUGGAAUCCUUAAUUGGAAAUCGGUCACUAUAAAUGAUUUUUUUCUAAUCUAUUUAACAGAUCCCAUUAUGAUUAAAGCCCCUGAUGCACUCCCUCUUGAUUUUAUUAUAAUUGAUACAUCAGUUUUGACAAAAACAAAAAUGGAGAGACUGGGAGUGAGCCGGGCCUGCCUGUCACUGGGACGUCAGGGUUGAUGCUCUGACACACUGGGUCACAGGGGUGGAGAUAAUAAUAAAUGAGACUGUCAUAAUCCAUUUGCUGUCAGGAGGCCACUUCAGGGGCAUCACUGUAAAACACACUACAGCCACCAGAGGGCAGUGUUGUCUCAGGAUAGUCCCUCGUCCCAAGUCCUUACACAAUGAUGCCCCACAACAUAAAAGCAAAGUGUUCAAAUCCGACUUUUAAUUAAACUGUAAUUUCCCUGGCAAACAAAAGAACAUGACUUUUUGUUUUCUUCAAGUUCAGUAUUAAUUUUUAUAUUUCAAGGAGGGGGGGGGGGAUUGGAAGCACACAGUCACACCUUGAUAAUUGGAAAAAAGGCAAACAGAAGUGAGACCUUGAGAUGAGGGUGA